AUGAAAAGAUUAACUUUUUAAACAAUUGUAUCAGAUAAUCAACAAGAAGAUUUUGGAACAUCUCAUAGUAAAAUAGAAAAUUGGAAUAGUUAAUUAACAAAGAAAUCAAGAGUGAGGACUGAAAUAUCAAUCUAAAAUAGUUGUAUUGUUAAAAAAACAAAUUCCAUUGGAGAUUUUGAGGAUUAAAUGAAUGUUUAAUUGUAAAAAAUAAAAGAUGAAAUAUCUUCAAUAAAAUAGAAAUUAUCUUAAUAAAAAUCAGCAAUUGAAAAUUUAUCUAAUAAAUUGUAAAAAAAGGAAGAAGAAGUAUUAAUACAUUUUAAUUAAGAUAGAAUAAUUGGAAGAAAAAUCAACUAAUUUAGCAAGAGAGAUGAGUUAGAUCGUUUAAUAUUUAACUAAUUCUAAAUAAAAUGGAAAUCAACUAUAAAAAAUACAAAAGAAAUAUCGAAAUGAAUGUAUUCAAAAACAAUAACAAUAAUAAUUUAUUGAUUAAUGUAUGAAUGAAUAUAAUGAGUAAUAUACAGAAUUAUGGAAAGUAAUAAACAAAAAGAAAAAAGAACGUUAUUUGAUAAAAAUAGAAAAUUAGAUUGGCAUCUAAAAGAAAAUAAAUUUAGAGAAGGAAUUAUAAAAAUAUAUAACCUUGGAAAAGUAAAAGAAAGAUAGUUUAUUAGAUUAUUUAUAUAGUUAAUGUAAUAUAUAGAAUUCUGGAGGUGCAGCAAUAAUGUAAAUAAUUCAAUUAAUUUAGAGAUAUAAUUCGUAAAGUUAAAUAAUUAAAUUAAGAUUUUGAUGUUUCAAAACUUCCAAGAGAACUUGAUGGAUUUGAAAGAUAGUAUUUAUUGAACAAAGUUCAUUUUGAGAGAGCUCGUAAACCAACAAUAACUUUGGAUGAGAGCUAUUCAUAAAAACUUAAAAUAAAAAAUAAUCAAAGUCCAAUAAAAUUAGAUUAUUUAAGAAAAAUAAUUGGAUAUGAUGCUUAUUCAUACAUACCUAUUUUAAAAGAUAAUCCAUUUAAAGAAAUAAAUAAAACAAUAACUAGAAAAAGACCUUAAAGAGUAAAGUCAUUGGAAAAUUGUAAAUAUGCAAGAAGAGAUUAUUCUAUUGAUUCUGUUUAUAUUAAAUGA
Messenger RNA from Paramecium sonneborni, 1118 nucleotides. The record is from the annotation of a GenBank genome assembly. Lineage: Eukaryota; Ciliophora; Oligohymenophorea; Peniculida; Parameciidae.